Molecule: messenger RNA, 1190 nt
Organism: Annulohypoxylon maeteangense
Lineage: Eukaryota; Fungi; Ascomycota; Sordariomycetes; Xylariales; Hypoxylaceae
Exons: 1
Coding region: 59-934 (291 amino acids)
Source: RefSeq, a predicted model, not a curated record
CCUACCUACCUAGGUACCUAGGUAGUUAUUGCUUCAGGAUUUGCCAGUUCUGUUAAAUAUGUCUGAUUCGUGGCACGACAACGAUCUUCCCGGUUGGUCCUUGGUUCUUACUGAUGAGACCAAUGUCGGGGCUAACUUCCGAUUCGAGAACGAUCCGCAGAACCCGUGGCAGAGAGACAGAGUCUUAGAACAGAGAGACUUAGUCCACAUCCGCUGUGACAUCCGAGACAUUGUUCAUGGCCAUCUUACAGGUGCCGACAGCGACGAAGGUAGCCUCAUCAUCUUUCGCUUCCGUUUCGAAGAGGAUGACUUGUCUAGGCGGAUUAAACUAGCCCGCAUCAAGGUCAAAUUCUCCGCCUUAGAUGAAGCUGACCCUGACCCUUGCGUCUUGAAAAUUCAUCCAGAAGGCCGAUAUAGCAUCCAACCUACCACAAGAAAGGAAAGGACCACGACGAGCUUUAGUGGGAUUGUCGACGCCAAUAUCCCUGUCCCUACAAUUUCAGCAGAACUUCGGCGGGAUAAGACGGUGGAGGCGGAUGUAACUAGUACGACAGCAGUACGGGGUUCUAUUGAUAGUGAAGGCGAUAACUACGGCAUUGCUAACAGUGCAUCAUGGACACUGAUGGAAAAUACGACCGACAAGACCGGUGUGCCUACCUGCAUGCAAUGUGCAGUUUUAAUCAAGCGCGACGGCCUAUCAAAAUUCGCAGUCUCGGUGAACAUAAGUGUUCAAGCAGAUAGGAUGACUGCCUUUCGUCAAUGGGCUUCUGCAUUGUUCAAACAGCCUCGACGUGUUGACCCCGUGUGGUUCGAUCCAGCAAAGAAACCCACCAACCGCUUGCGCGAGUACGAUGAAAGUAUUGUCUCCAACUUGGACGCCGUGCCAUUAGAUGACCCGGUGCUGACAGAAGUCACACUGUGGAAAAGUCUGUAAGAAGGGGGGGUGAAUGUCACCCUUCAUAACUUGAUCCGGCUGUCCGGUCACUUUUUCCUAGCUGAACAAUUAUAAUGUGUAAUAAUUCAUGUGCAGGUCCAUAUUGGGACAUGGCUUGCAGCCAGCUGAAAGUUACAGAGUUAGGCGUGAACGAAGGAACCGGGGGCGUAUUCGAAUCAACAGAUAGGGGGAUGACAUGAUUUCUAUCGUAGUGGUUUUGUCUACCAUUUACCUACUACCUACAUACUUUUCUUAA